Messenger RNA from Cajanus cajan (pigeon pea), 1247 nucleotides. RefSeq lists its product as uncharacterized. NCBI's taxonomy places the organism in Eukaryota, Viridiplantae, Streptophyta, Magnoliopsida, Fabales, Fabaceae. The record is from RefSeq and is a predicted model, not a curated record.
AACUAAGCGAAACCAUUUCACCAGAUAACGCGUCUCAGUCUCGCAAAUGGGUGGCGGAGGAGUUAUGAGGGCGGCGGCCAAGGUCACCGGCAUCUCCAAGUCGGUGAUCAGGGCCACCUCGCCGGUGCGUUCGGCCUCGCAGUCCACUCGCUACGCUUCGCCGGUCCGCACGCCGUCGCUAUCGGCGGGGCCGGUAUCCGCCGAGGUUGCGCCGUCGCACGAGGCGGUGGCAUGGGACGACUGGGACUUCGCCGACGACGGCGAGUUGGACGUGCCGAGGGUGGUCGUCACUUCUCUUCCCACUUUCGAGGAAGCUAAGGAGGCCACCACGGAAUUGAAGGACGCUAUUGAUCAAGUAUAUCUCUCUCAUGAAUCUUCUCAAUAUUCAUCUCCUGUUGGUGAAGUCACUUUUCAAUAUCCUACCAUUGAUGAGGCAGUGAACAAAUCUCGUGUCAUUGAGGCUAUUUCUAAUCCUUCAGUGCCAAGGCAUGCCCUUCAGGCUUUCCAUCUGCUUAGCACAAGUCGUGCAGCCCAGGAUGUUGUGGCUUCACUUGCUUGUGACCCAAAUGUAUGGAAUGCAGUCAUGGAGAAUUCUGCUGUCAGUAGUUUCUUCAAAUCACAACACUCGGUGGCUGAUUUUGGAGCAGAGGAAACUGCCGAGGAAGUGGAAAAGUUAUCAAGUUUUGCAUCUGAAUCAGCUGAAACACCUGAAAAAAUGGAAGAAUCAUCUGAGCCUCACCCGGGGAAUGGGUCUUUCAAUUUCAAGGGUCUUCUAAAGAAUGUUAAGCUUACAGUUACUGAAUUGCUGAGUAAGGUGUCUGGUUUCCUGCAGAACAUAUUCCCAACAGCUGAUAAUCUGAAAGAGAAACCUUCUUGUGAUGCUGAUGGAAACACUAAAGCAAGUUUUAUGGAUAGUAAAAAAGUCAUGGGAGGAACCUUCGUAGGUUUGGCAGUGCUGGUGAUAAUGAUCAUAGUGAACAAGAGAGCUUAAGACUCUUGGAAGCAAUAUUAUAAUUUGUCGACUUUUCUAGUAGUUUUCAAAGUUUUUUUUUGGUUCUGCACAGGUAUUUUCUAUCCAUCUAGGAAAACUAAUAUCGUUCGUAGUACCAACACUUCAACUAAAAUGAACAAUUUAUAAAUUUACAAUAUGUUGCACCCAGUUAGUUGUUUCUGUUAUUUGAAAGCCUACCCCACAAGUUAGUAUUUUAACUUUUCCUGUAUUAAUCUUCUUAUCACCGUUUCUGUUU